GUUCCCAGUGUGUGUUGCGUGGUGUGCACCAGAUUUACCAGAUCAGUAUGCGGGUAGUUAUACUGGGAGCCGGUUACGGAACGAGGUUCCAGCGGGACGCUGAUGCUGAUGCAAGCGGCCAGUAUAGCCAUCUGUCGGGCAUUCCCAAACCACUACUUCCGAUCGGAGACGCGCCAUUGGUGACUCACUGGAUCCGCGACCUGGAAGAUGUGACGCGCCACGAGCCCGUGGAAAUUGAAGAGGUAGUCGUCGUCGUCAACGUGCUAAAUAAGCCACAGUUCGAGCAGUGGCAAGCCGGCCUGACCACACCACUGAAGGUGACAUUGACCUGCGAUGGGGCCAGCAGCAAUGACACGCGCCCUGGGGCCAUCGCCUGCAUGGCCAUUGGGGUCGGCAACAACUGGUCACGUGACGUGCUCUUCAUCGGUGGCGACACGCUGUUCCCUCGCGAGUUUUCACUGGCCGGCUUCCUGCGCGCCGCCCAGCAGCAGCUGGGCGUGCACCCGGGCUCGUGUCACGUGACAGCCGUGCCGUGCCCCGAGGAGCGUGUCAGCCGACACGGCAUCGUCGAACUCGACGACCAGCGGUGCGUCGUCGGCUUCAAGGAGAAGCCUCAGCCCAGCGAGACGACCUCGCGAUUGCAGUGCCCGUGCUUCUACCUGAUCCCGGCAGCGACCCUGGGCCGCUUGGAGGCGUACCUGGCGAGUCACGCCAGCCUGGCUGAGCGCGACGCCACUGGCCUGCUGGUGGCGGAGCUGGCGCGCCAGGGACGAGUGGUGGCGCACCCGUCGCCCGGCCGCUACGACGUGGGCAGUCUGGAGACGUACCGCAGCUGCUGCCAGGCGAUGGCAGCCGGCCGAGGGGGCGCGGUGCGCACGGCAAACUGCUGAAACUGGUGCGAGGUGGCGCUGGGGUUAGUUCCUGUGGGAUGCGGUGCUGCCACCAGGGCAUGGAAAAUGGAAUAGUGGCAGACGCUGAGGCGUUGAUGUCAGAGUAGCCCUGGCGUGCUCAGCAGGAGGUGCUUCAGGGAUUUUUUGCUGGCUCGUGGUGGGAAUGCGUGGCUUGUGCAUAUAUCGUCCACAUGUGAGUAACGGACUUUCCAGCCCCAAGAUGACAGUGUAGGCUCUUCCAUUAUUUCGAUAGGCGAGAUGCAUUACACACAAUAGUCAUACUCACCACAUGUUUAGCUCGCCCUCACUGCCGAACUCAACCUGAUCACAGGGAUUCAUCCGGGCCUGAACGUUCUAGAUUUGUCGACAGCUGAUCACAUGCAGGUUGGGGCGUGUUGGAAAUUGACACGCGUGUUUUUUCUGUUCCACAGAACAGAUAGGUAAAUGCGUGAAUAAGUAAAUUGAGCAAAUACAGAUGAAAAUAGAUAUGAAA
Molecule: messenger RNA, 1383 nt
Organism: Pollicipes pollicipes
Lineage: Eukaryota; Metazoa; Arthropoda; Thecostraca; Pollicipedomorpha; Pollicipedidae
Exons: 4
Coding region: 48-890 (280 amino acids)
Biological process (GO): biosynthetic process
Source: RefSeq, a predicted model, not a curated record